Molecule: messenger RNA, 1181 nt
Organism: Punica granatum (pomegranate)
Lineage: Eukaryota; Viridiplantae; Streptophyta; Magnoliopsida; Myrtales; Lythraceae
Source: RefSeq, a predicted model, not a curated record
GAACGUGCCUAAUUGCAGCAAAAGAUUUGGUCGGAUUCCGACAAAGUUGAAACUUUUCAAUCAGACGAGGAAAGCUCCUCUGACGGAGAAAACGUGGGCCUUAUUAUUCAACCAGUGCAGAGGGAUAAUCCUCAAAAAACCGUAACUUUGCAUAAAACCCAAAACCUUCAUCGGUCCCGUCGACGGCAUUCCGACGGAGCUCCGCUGCCCAUCCCAUCUCCGGUUUACUCCUUCGGAUUGAAUGAAUGUUACCCGUAAACCCCAGCUCCUCCACUUUCCCCCUCCCUAAACCCUCGCCCCUCGGGCUCUUCCAUCUCCCCGUCCGGACCUCCUUCUGCUGCCGCGCCGCCGGCGACGUCCCAGCUGGCCCCGCAUUCCCCCGGUGGCUCCAGUUCCCCAUAUCGUCCUCCUCCUCCGCAGCCGCCGACGUCCCCGGGAGGGUCGCGCAGGACUUUGAAACCGGAGAUGCUGUGCCUGCUCCGAAGCGUGGCGCUGGAAACGGCAGCGUCAGGGCGAGAGCCAAGGAGGGGAAGUGGUCGCGCGACCGGGAGAGCUACUUGACCGACGACGCCGAUCCUCUCCCUCUACCGAUGACGUAUCCUGACACCUCGCCGGUAACUCCUGAGGAGAUCGAUAAGCGCCUUCGUUGUGAUCCCCAAGUUGAGGAUUGCAAAGAAGUGGUUUAUGAAUGGACUGGGAAGUGUCGGAGUUGCCAAGGUUCGGGAUUUGUUAGCUAUUACAACAAAAGGGGGAAAGAAAUCAUCUGCAAGUGUGUACCUUGCCUUGGAAUCGGGUAUGUGCAGAAGAUAACCGCUCGGAAGGACAUCGAGUUGAUGGAAGAUUUGGAUAACGGAAGGCCCCCGUGAACUGGUAUGUGCAGAAGAUAACCGCUCGGAUGGACAUCGAGGUGAUGGAAGAUUUGGAUAACAGAAGUCCCCCGUGAACUGGUCUCCUCCUUUUGAUCCCGUCUCGCUGGAAUUCAGUUUUUUAUUCUUACUUUCAGUGAGUUGUAAUUUUCACGCAACCUGUGCCAUACUUUAGUUGUACACUUGGCCUCUUUUCGGCGAUGCUUAUCGAUAUGUUUAACUUAAUAUAGAGAAUUCAGAGGGCUAUCUGUCCUAAACGAGAAAGAAUGCAUUUUUUGCAAUGGAAUAAAUUCUUUCUUUGCAUUGAUGCUUUCA